CUCCCGUUCAGUUCUGCUUUAUUCUCAUUUCCGAUCUUCCCAUCACCAAGGAAAAUGGCGGCCACGCUCUUCCGUCGGCUGGCGAGAGCCGCCGUCCCUACUGCUGCCUCUCCUGGCGGAGGAUCAGGAGGAGGAGGAGGAGGCUAUUCCCGGUCAAUGUUCAGUAGGUUCGGUUUCCCCCUCGGCGCGAUUGCGGCCGUUUCUGGAAUCUCAUACAUCGGCAGUGGCGACGCUUCUCCUUCGUUGACGCUUCAUGGAUUGGUUCACCUGGAGGAAGCGAAAGAAGAGGAUGGUCCGAAAGUUGCUCUCGAUCCGAAGAAAUGGACUGAAUUCAAGCUUCAAGACACUGCAACUGUUAGUCACAAUACUCAUCUGUACAGGUUUACUUUUGAUCCUUCUAAGGAGCUUGGUUUGCAUGUUGCUUCGUGCCUCCUUACAAGGUAUCCAGAGACGAGUGCUGAUGGAAAAACUAAAUAUGUAAUACGCCCGUACACUCCCAUAUCAGAUCCAGCUGUUAAGGGACACUUUGACCUAUUAAUCAAGUUCCAAAAAUUGCUGCAGACUUAUCCUGACGGGAAAAUGAGUCAGUAUCUGGCCAGCUUGAAGCCUGGUGAUGUUAUCGAGGUGAAAGGGCCAAUUGGGAAAAUCAGAUACUCACCCAAUAUGAAGAAACACAUUGGCAUGAUUGCAGGCGGUACAGGAAUUACACCAAUGCUUCAAGUAAUUGAGGAAAUCCUAAAGAAUCCAGAUGAUAACACCCAGGUGUCACUGCUUUAUGCCAAUGUCUCCCCUGAUGACAUAUUGCUUAAGCAGAAGCUCGACUACCUAGCUACUCACCACCCGAACUUGAAGAUUUUCUACACUGUGGACAAUCCAACCAAGAGCUGGAAGGGAGGCGUAGGUUACGUAUCAAAAGACAUGGCUCUGAAAGGCCUGCCUGCUCCUGGGGAUGACACAAUCAUCCUAGUAUGCGGCCCUCCUGGGAUGAUGAAGCAGAUUUCAGGCGAGAAGGCGAAAGCCGAACAAGGAGAGUUGAGUGGCAUCCUCAAAGAACUGGGAUACACAGAGGAAAUGGUGUACAAGUUCUAAGGAUCUCAAUACUCUGCAGCUUACAAGAUCCAAACAAAGCACCCGCUGAUCUGCACUCUCCAUCUUGCUGACUUUCCAGCUCAGUAUUCUUUCUAUUGUUUUCUGCAUAUCUGAGAGGCAGAGAUGGAAGUGGAUAAAAGAACCACAAGUUUCGUGAGGCGAUAAUAAUUCUUGAGACGGGUUUCUUCCGGUCCAAGAAACCGUAGAACUUCUGCUUAGGUCGAUUAGGAGAGCUAGUGUCUUCUGGUUAGUUCUAUACAAGCAGAUUGGUAGUGAUGGAGUAGUACCUAUCACAAACACUUCACUAAAUUCCCCUGCUUAUGCAAUCUUAAGUAUGUUUAAUACCUCGUGAAAGAAGUAUUACGGUAAUGGCUGUUUUUGUUCGUUCAUUUGAGCGAGAUUUACAAUUGAGAAACUACUAAGAAUAAGUGGUGACUUCGGCUGGAUUUGAACAUGCUACGUAAGGGAUAUUGAAGGAGAGAUUGCUGGAUCGUCCAUUGUCGUCAGGAGGGAAAGGGCUUUUUGAUCUUCGGGAGCAAUUGAGGAAGCGGAAGGCUGGAGAUGGCAGCUGCUGUGUUUGUUGUCGAAGCGAGUGAUUUCGAAGGGCCGAAGAGCCUCGCUCAGAUCAGAGAAGAGAAGAAGGGCAGAGGAGCAAAAUGGUAAAGGCAAAAUGAGGAUGAAGAGAGUUGUGUGGACUGUGGAGUAGCGUAGUACAUGGUAGCCAUUACAGGAUUUUGAGGAUAGCUUAAUCAUGGUAGAAUUUUGCAGUUUACUACUGUAGAUGACAGAAUGAACUUGCUCCUUGGCAAUAGGGAAGUGAAGUAGGAAAACAUUAACAGCAUAGCAACUCCUUUGUUUUGUGAGGUUUUAGGUUUGCCUCAUCGCCAAAUCUCUUGGAAUCAAGUUUAGCUCAAACUCAAAGGACCCUUACUGGAUUAUCAUUUCAAUAUGAUUCGGUUACCAUUUUAAUGGGUGUUGACAGAU
Molecule: messenger RNA, 2073 nt
Organism: Linum tenue
Lineage: Eukaryota; Viridiplantae; Streptophyta; Magnoliopsida; Malpighiales; Linaceae
Source: the annotation of a GenBank genome assembly